AGAAGAUGUUUACGUCACCAUUACGUUGGCUUUGUACACGGAAGUAUCUCACCGGAGAAAACAGCGGAGGACAGCGAGGGCUUCUGUUAAAACAGUGCCUCUCUUCUCAUCCAUGGUUGGCCCUUAAAGCAAUGCUCCAGGGAGGAUGGGACAAGCUUUGUGUAUCUGCUCACGCAGUGCCAUCACCAUUGAAAACAAAAGAUACUACUUCAUCCAGAAACUAGAAGAAGGUGGUUUCAGCUAUGUGGAUCUGGUAGAGGGCGCUCAUGACGGGCGCUUCUAUGCUCUAAAGCGGAUCCUUUGUCAUGACCGUGAUGCCCGUAAGGAAGCUCAGACAGAGGUGGAGAUGCACCGGCUCUUCAGUCACCCCAAUGUCCUUAGCCUGACCGCGCACACCUUCUCGGAGCGUGGCGGAAAGUGUGAAGCCUGGCUGUUGCUCCCGUACAUCAGUAAGGGAAGUCUCUGGUCUGUUCUUGAGAAAUUAAGGGAUAAGGGCAACUCUAUGCAUGAGAGUCACAUCCUAAACAUUCUGCAUGGCAUUUGUGAAGGCCUCAAAGCAAUUCACGACAAAGGCUACGCACACAGGGAUCUGAAACCCACCAAUGUUUUACUGGAUGAGAAUGACCAGCCUUUCUUAAUGGAUCUGGGCUCCAUGAAUAGAGCCAAGAUUGAAGUCAAGGGGUCUCGGGAAGCCAUGACAGUCCAGGAUUGGGCCGCUCAGAGGUGCACCAUCUCCUACCGAGCACCAGAACUCUUUAAUGUGGAGAGUCACUGUAUCAUUGAUGAGAGAACAGAUAUUUGGUCUCUAGGUUGUGUGCUGUACUGUAUGAUGAUGUUGGAGGGACCGUAUGACCUGAUAUUUCAGAAGGGUGACAGUGUGGCUCUUGCUGUCCAGAAUCCAGUCUCCAUUCCACAACCUUGCUGUUAUUCUCAAGGGCUUCAAACCCUCCUCAGCUCUACCAUGGUGACCAAUCCUCAGGAAAGGCCCAGAAUUGGCUGGGUUCUUGAGCAGGUCCAGAACCUCAGGGACACAGAUGGAAUAGCUGUUGAUACAAACCGAAUUUGAUGCUUCUACAAAGGGAGCAGCCCACAUUUGGCCAGACUGUCUCUUUCAGUCGAGUCGACUCUGGAACUUUUGGACUAUGUGCUCUAUCUAUGGGACAAAAGAACCCACUGAACUCGCAUGCCUUGCAAACAUUUGCUCUCUCUUACCUCAGUGAGCUCAGCACAUUAUGGUAAUACACACAAACACACCCGUACGAGCCAUUGUCUUUGUUGGUGAAUCGCACCAAAACAUAUCCGGGUCAUAUUUCAGGCCAAAAUCAAAUAUAUAUAUAAAACACAGAUCAUCCACAACAUUAAAACCACCUGCCUAAUAUUGUGUAGGUCCCCCUUGUGCUGCCAAAACAGCGCCAACCCGCAUCUUGUUUGGCAGCAAGAGGGGGACCUA
Xyrauchen texanus (razorback sucker) is the source of this 1450-nucleotide messenger RNA. RefSeq names its product serine/threonine kinase 16 (gene stk16). The coding region runs from base 146 to 1066 and encodes 306 amino acids. Gene Ontology annotation, cellular component: Golgi apparatus; cytoplasm. The record is from RefSeq and is a predicted model, not a curated record. Gene Ontology annotation, biological process: protein phosphorylation. Gene Ontology annotation, molecular function: ATP binding; protein serine/threonine kinase activity. NCBI's taxonomy places the organism in Eukaryota, Metazoa, Chordata, Actinopteri, Cypriniformes, Catostomidae. The transcript has 8 exons.